GCUUUGGUAUUGUCUUUUCUCUUCACAUCUCUUUCCAUCCUUCAUGGCUUCUGCAACUUUGUCCGCUGUAGCAGGAGCUUUUCUUUCACCGUUGCGUGACAUAAGUUUGGAUAAAUUGAUUGGUUAUUUGUGGGAUUAUCUAUCAUCUUCACCAACAUCCUCUGAUGAAGCAGAAAACCAACAACAACUGGAGGAUUCAUUGGAAGCCUUGGAGGAGGCUAAGAUGAAUGUCAAGUUGAUGCAAAGUAGAAUCAUGAGGUUGUUUGAAAAACAUAAGCAAAAUGAGAGGGUGGUUGGUCUGCACAACAAGCUCAAAGAUGUUGACUACGAGAUACAAGACUUGGAAUCAGAUAUGAAGUAUAUGGAGCUGCAGAAAAAGGUGGAGGAGAUCAACAAGGCUGCAGAAGCUGACACUACUGGCCAAUCUAGUAGAGGACUAAAGCGCUUGUUUGGGUUUUAUAGACCAACUGCCCAAUCAAGUGAGAAAAAGCGCCGCCUUUCCUCUUCGCCGCAAUCCUUGAAUCUGUCACCAGAUGCUGACGUUGUGAAAAAGAUUAGCAGUAUUAUAAACCAAAUAAAUAUUAUUGAAGCAAGGAUGAAAGAUGAAAUCAAGUUGGAAGAGUGGUUUGAGAAGAUCAAGUUGAAUGGAGUUUAUGAUCCAUGGGAACAACAUCACUUAACACAAAACAAACGUGUCACAACAUCAUCAACGAAUGAAAGGAAGUUAUAUGGUCGGUAUUGUGAAAUAGAAUUAUUGAUUGAGUUUCUCAAAGAGCCAAAUGUCAAUGGAAAAAUUUCUGUUGUACCAAUAGUUGGAAUGGGUGGAAUUGGCAAAACCACUCUGGCCCAGUUCAUCUUCAGCAACACAGACAUAGAAAAUCAUUUUGACAAGAAAGUAUGGAUAUGUGUAUCAGAACACUUUGAUAGACUUAGAAUCACCAAAGAAAUGGUAGAUUCAUUACUCAUUGACAACACUAGUAGUCUAUCUGUCCUCUGUGGUGCGACCAACAACAACCUGGAUCUUCUUGAGAGGGAACUCAAAAGGCAAUUAACAGCAAAGAAAUUUUUAUUGGUGCUAGAUGAUGUUUGGUCUGAUGAAUGGCAACAGUUCAUUAUCCUUCUUCAAUCAACACAAGUGGAGGCUGUUAAAAUUAUUGUGACUUGUAGAGAUCCUAAAGUAUUGGGAAGUCUUGAUGGAGGAAAUAGAAUUGUUUUGAAAGGUUUAUCUGAUGAAGACUACUGGUUGUUUUUUGUGAAUUGUGCUUUUGGCAAUAAAAAUCCUGACAAUUAUCCACAAACAUUACAUGAUUUAGGAAGGCUUAUAGUGAUGAAGUUGAAAGGAUCACCAUUAGCAGCAAAGACAGUGGGAAGGCUUCUAGGACGUAGUUUAACCAAAAAGCAUUGGAAGGAUGUAUUAGAGAGUGAUAUGUGGAAAUUAGAAACUGAUGCAUAUGAUAUUAUGCCUGCACUUGCAUUGAGCUAUUAUCAUCUACCUCAGCAUCUUCAGUUGUGCUUUACCUUUUGUUCGGUGUUUCCUAAAGAUUAUGUGUAUGAUAUGGACAACUUAAUCAGCAUGUGGAUAGCCCAUGGGUAUAUACAUGAAUGCCGAAGCAGUUCAAAGACAGUAGAAGAUAUAGGAGAAGGGUAUUGUCAUGAACUGAUAGCAAUGUGUUUCUUUGAAGGGUAUUCGAGAUCAUUCAAAAUGCAUGACUUAAUGCAUGAUCUGGCACAAUCAGUUGCUCAUGGGGAAAUUUGUAUUUAUGAGGGUGGAAAAGGUAAGAAGAUCUCAUCAAAUGUCCGCCAUUUAUGUGCACAAAGUUUGAUUGAUCUAGGAUUGAUGUGCAAAAGUAAUAACUUGCGCACACUUGUGUUAUAUAGAGUUGGUGACAUGUGUGCCUUCCUCAACCAUGGAGCAUUCAAAAGAAUCCGAGUGCUAAUUGUCUUUGAUACCAAUAUACAAGAAUUCCCAGAUGCUAUUGCUCAUCUUAAACACUUGCAAUAUCUUGAUUUGAAGAAAACCAACAUUAGAUCGAUACCGGAAUCAUUAUGUGAUCUUUAUCAGCUGAGAGUGUUGAAAUUGCCGCGUCUAUAUACGCUUCCAAGUCUAUUUCACAAUCUCAUAAACCUUCGAGAAUGCCGCCUGUUUCAAGACACUGAUGAGACUUACAAUCAGGAGAGGCUAGUAUAUCAUGUGCAAAGGGUAAGAGGUUAUGUGAUUGCCCAAUUAAGGAAUAUGAAUGAACUAAGAGGAGCACUUUCAAUUGAAGGCUUGGAGAACAUCGACAGUAGAAAAGAAGCAAUGAAAGGCAAAUUGAAGGAAAAAUGUCAUAUCAAGGACUUAGAUAUAAGCUGGACAGAUAUAGGGCAUGAUUGCAAGCAUGAUGUACAAGAAGAAGUACUUGAAGGUCUUCAGCCACAUCACAACUUAGAACAACUAAGGAUCAAAGGGUAUGCAGGUUUCAAACCUCCAAGUUGGCUUAUGACACUUGCAUUACGAAGGAUAGAGUUAAAUAAAUGCAAAAACUGGAAAAAUCUUCCUGUAGGCCUUGGGCUGUUACCCUCCCUCCAGGAGCUAAACUUAAUUGACAUUGAAAGCAUAACAAUUGAAUUUGAUGAUUCUGUAACUGAGAUGUUUCCAUCACUGCGGUGGCUUCAAUUGAGGAAAGCAACAUUAUCUUUUGAGGGCUUGUUGUCAUCUUCAUCAUCAACAUCAUCAUCUCUAACAAGUACACCAGGGCCUCGAAAAUUGUUUCCUCGUCUUCAACAUCUGAUAGUAGAAGAAUGCAAUGGAGUGAAUGGACCUUGGCCUUUGCUUUCAGCACUUGAGACACUCAAAAUAAAUGCUUGUCCUGGGCUCCAAUGUCAUGUGCCAAAAUGCUUGCAAAGCCUAAACUCUCUUACUUCUUUGGAAAUAAAAGGGCUGAAGAUUGAAACCACAGACACUGUGGUACAACAACAGCAGGUUUGCCUCCUACCAAAACUGCGAGCUAUUGAAAUAGAAUGCUGUCAAAAUAUGGCGGUUUUGCUUCGAGUUCCUUCAGUGGAGAAUUUGAGUAUUUCCAAGUGUAGUCCAGUAAGUCUUUCAGCACUCGGACACUUGUCCUUCCUUACAUACAUUUCAUUACAAGAGAUGGAGGUAACUAUGGAGGAUCAGGUCACUCCAAAGUUUCCAUCUCUGCAUACACUGGAAUUGAAGAAAGCAUCACUUAUUUUCCAGAACAUGUCAUCAUCAUCGUCGUCAUCAUUGUCAGUAGCAACACAAAAUCACUGCUGCUUUCCCCGUCUUACAACCCUCAGAAUUCUGGAAUGCCAUGAAGUGAAUGGAUUACAAUGGCCCAUGUUUUCAGUACUAACAGAGCUAUGCAUAAGAAACAGUCUUGGGCUGGAUGACCAAUUGCCAGGAUGUCUCAAUGGCCUCUCUUCUCUUUCCAGAUUAGAAUUAACUGGGGCAAAGAUUAAAACCUUUCCUGAAGAUGUAAUGGCCACACUCCAUCCACUCUGGUGGUUGCAACUUGAAGAUUGUCCUGAGCUGAUAUCAUUGGAGGGUUUACAAGCCCUCCCCUCCCUUAAAAGAUUGUUUAUUACUAAAUGCCCCAAAUUCAAAUCCUGGUGCAUGGAGGGAAUGAUAGAGAAUAAGUUCUUGUUGCCAAAUCUACUUGGAAUAUCUAUCGACUCUUGUGAAAAUCUGGAGUCACUACCUGAUUGGUUAUCUCGCCUUCCUGUACUGAAGCAAUUGAGUAUUAUCCAGUGUCCAAAGUUCCAUUCAAUGCCGGAGGGUGGCCUCCCUUCCUCACUUGAAAGAUUGAACAUCAUAGGAUGUGAUCCCGGCUUAAUGGAACGGUGCCAACGAGAAGGAUCAUCUGAAUGGCAAAUGAUUCAGCAUAUCCCUAAACAAAAUUAUAUUUAGUGAAAAUAUCUGAGUGACUUCACAAAGAAUAAUCUUGUAUGUGGGAGCAAGGAUAAGCAGAUUCAAGUUUUCUCCAACAGGUGCUCAAUGAUCUGCUCUCUUUACCAUGCACCUGGACUUGAAUCAAUAGCAUUAAUUAUCUGUAUCUCCGAAGACAUUGGAGACAAAUGUUAUUCCACCUGAGCUCAGCUGCAGCAUUCAAGAUUUUACUACACAACUCUGAGAAGAAAUGUGAAUGAACCUUUUCAUGACUGCGGUGUUAUUAGUGUUCAUUCUUUCUUUCUCACUUUUUAUUCUGUUACAAAUGAAAAUAAAGCCGGUGUUGAUCACGUUCUAACAAACCUUGGUUUCACCAAAGUAGAGGUUGUUGUUCAGAUCAUGAACAAGGAGUUGCAUGGUUCAUUUUGUACUUAUUUUUGUUGCCUUAGCUAUAGUUUUAUUAGUGUUUUAUUAAGAAUUCUCA
Molecule: messenger RNA, 4370 nt
Organism: Dioscorea cayenensis subsp. rotundata (Guinea yam)
Lineage: Eukaryota; Viridiplantae; Streptophyta; Magnoliopsida; Dioscoreales; Dioscoreaceae
Product: disease resistance protein RGA2-like
Exons: 3
Coding region: 44-3907 (1287 amino acids)
Biological process (GO): defense response to other organism
Molecular function (GO): ADP binding
Source: RefSeq, a predicted model, not a curated record